Nannospalax galili (Upper Galilee mountains blind mole rat) is the source of this 1056-nucleotide messenger RNA. It is a transcript of the gene Ntmt2, whose product is annotated as methyltransferase like 11B. Bases 174 to 1025 code for a protein of 283 amino acids. Gene Ontology annotation, biological process: N-terminal protein amino acid methylation. The transcript is spliced from 4 exons. Gene Ontology annotation, cellular component: cytoplasm. The record is from RefSeq and is a predicted model, not a curated record. Gene Ontology annotation, molecular function: N-terminal protein N-methyltransferase activity. Lineage: Eukaryota; Metazoa; Chordata; Mammalia; Rodentia; Spalacidae.
UCCCCAUGUUUGCCCUUCCCCCAACACCCCAGGACAGCCUGUCCUGAUAUAGAUGGACCCAGGGCUGGUUUAAAAUGACAGUCUCAAGUUCUUUGAGAAAGAGAAAGCUAAUUCAAAGAAACAGCCAGACAAGCUUCCUUUCUCUGCAGGAAUAAAUAUUAUCCCCCUUCCCCAUGGCCCACCUGGGAGCCCAUUUUGCCUUUAGAUCCCGCUGGCAGAAGACCGAUGAUGAACUCUGUCGACAUAGCAUGUCUUUUAUUCUUCACAAGGCCAUUUGCAAUGACUUUUUUCAGAGCUAUCUCUACCUGCUGGAAAAAAUUCCCCUGGUGAAAUUGUAUGCUUUAACAAGCCAAGUCAUCAAUGGUGAGAUGCAGUUCUAUGCCAGAGCUAAACUUUUCUACCAAGAAGUACCAGCCACAGAACAAGGAAUGAUGGGAAAUUUUAUUGAACUAUCCAACCCAGAUAUCCAGGCCUCUCGUGAAUUUCUUAGGAAGUUCAUUGGGGGGCCAGGGAGAGCAGGAACCAGCUGUGCCUUGGACUGCGGCUCUGGGAUAGGAAGGGUCAGCAAGCACGUCUUAUUACCUGUUUUCAAUAGCGUGGAACUUGUGGACAUGAUGGAACCUUUCCUCCUUGAAGCCCAGAGCUAUCUGAAGGUCAAAGAAGACAAAGUAGAAAGCUACCACUGCUACGGCCUGCAGGAGUUCACACCACCCUAUGGAAGAUAUGAUGUCAUUUGGAUUCAGUGGGUCUCAGGGUAUCUGACUGAUAAGGACCUUCUUGCAUUUCUUUCCCGGUGCCGAGAUGGCCUGAGAGAAAAUGGUGUUAUCAUACUGAAGGACAAUGUGGCACGGGAGGGCUGUAUCUUUGAUCUUUCUGACAGCAGUGUGACUCGGGACAUGGACAUCCUCCGGAGCCUCAUCAGGAAGAGUGGACUGGUGGUGCUGGGCCAGGAGCAGCAAAAGGGUUUUCCAGAGCAGUGUGUUCCAGUGUGGAUGUUUGCACUGCACCGUGGCAGACACUCCUGAUCAGCAGUGGGAAUGAACAACUGAACUGAAC